GGUUGGCACUGACACAGGUUUAAAAACGAAUUCGACAUUAAUGAUAAGUUGAUCCAUAAUUGGUUAGUUAAUAAAAUAUAAGAGAAUGAUUCAAUGCUGCGUUAAAAACUGUGACACGGACGAGAAUGUUGUCAACUGCACUUCUGUUUUCUUUGUCAGCUUUCCAUCCGAUAUGACUUUCCGUAUCGAAUGGAUGAACAUUCUUACCGCCAACGAUGCUUUACUAAAUGAUACGGAAGUAACUAUCAACACUAGAAUCUGCAGUUGCCACUUCGCGGACAAUGCAUUCGGGAAGCAUCCCAUCCACGGCUACCGCUUCCUGCUUCCAACAGCGAUUCCCUCUAUAUUUCCGCUUCCAGUUGCGUCAGGUCCUAUACUGCCGGGUUCCUUGGAUAAUCCUGAUCCAGAUGCUUUGCUGCAUAGUUUUGCCAGUACAAAUGAUUUGGUGGAUGAUGAAAGCAAUUUGGCUGCGACCUCUGGAUUAGGGAUCUUUCCGAAUGAUGACGGGUCGGAUGUUGCUGGAUUCGAUCCUGUGCCGACCGAUGUUUUGCUGGGUACUGCGGAGAUCGUUAAGGCGAAUAAACCACCGAAAGAAAUUGGGAUUCAGUACGCCGAUGGAAAGUAUUAUUUCCUUCAGUCGGAAGAUGAAUCCGAAGAUGAUCUAAUCGAGCAAAGCAGCACUCUAGGAGGUGAAUCGGUGAAGCUACCGUUGCUGCAAAAUGAAACUCAUGAAGAAGAUGAUAAUUCAUCGCAAGACGCGGAAGGGGAAGCUGAUGAUGCGCCUUUUGAAAAUCAGUUCGAAAUGGUCUUGUCGGGUGAUUUCGAUCUCAAGCAAGAAGUGGAAGAGAUGCAACAAGACGAGGAGGACUGUGAUGCACUGUUUGUGGAGGAAGCACCGACGGAAGUGGGGACAGAUAGUUUGAUCGAGGAGGCUAGUAUGACAAAUGCAUCGGAAGUUGUGGAAGCCAUUAGUCCGGAGUGCAUAUUGGACGAGCCGUUGGUUGGCGAUACCAGUCCUGAAGUAUUGGAAGCAGAAGACGACGAGUCGAUUAUUGAGAACGACAUCGUAACGACGUACGGGCCGAUCGAAAUGCUGGAUGAAUCAGUUGCGACAAGUAGAAAGGAUAAAAGGGUUGACAAACAUUUUUGCACCUACUGUAACAAAGGUUUUCAAUACGAGAGUGCUCUCAAGAAACAUCUGCUGGUUCAUACUGGAUUGAAACCUCAUGUUUGUUCAGAUUGCGGUAAAAGUUUCUCUCAAAAAAUCAAUCUAUCGGUACAUCGGCGGAUGCAUACCGGAGAGGUAGCUGUUAAAAAGUACAGUUGUUCCGUGUGUAAUAAGAAAUGCAUCCGAUUGAGUGAGUUGAAGACGCAUAUGAAAUCCCAUUGGAAGAAACUGCCUCAUGUUUGCACACUGUGUACGGAACGCUUUGCGGAUAUUACGAAUUAUUAUGAUCACCUGAAAUCCGAGCACAAGACCGAAAUAACCACCCAGGAAAGCAUCGACAUGAUAGCGCAGAACGAAAAUGCCGAACUGAUUGUGCAAGGCGACGAUGAAACGCUAACGGAUGAAGAUGGAAUGUUCCGCUGCACGGUGUGCCUCAAACCGUUCAAAACCGAAAAGCUGCUAAAAAAGCAUAAACGGAAACUGCAUCCCAAGGUGUUCGUCUGCGCUAGCUGCCCGAAGCAGUUUCUGUACAAAAGUUUGCUGGACAAACAUGCACGUGUGCAUACGCAGGAGAAACCAUUCAAGUGUUCGCAUUGCGACAUGUCUUUCUCGCAAAAGGUCAACCUGGAGGUACAUUUAGGCAAGAAGCACAAUGUCCAUGUGAGGAGCGCUCAACCAAAAUUGUUCAUCUGUGAGUACUGUACCAAGUCCUUCGAUCGGCCAUCGACGUUACAAAUCCACGUUCGAACGCAUACCAAGGAACGCCCGUUCUGCUGUAGAGACUGUCCGAAAUCGUUCACAUCCAACAGUGCUUUGGCAACGCACAUUAAAGCGAACCAUCGGGGAGAGUCACUUUUACUACACCGACAUUCUGCAGCAAACGAUAGUGUGAUACUCGAGGAACAAAGCGCUACAUCCGAAAUCACGGAGGAGGAUGAUGAUGAUGAUGAUGUUAAAUUUGUUCAAUAUUCGAUACAGUUUGUCGAUAAUGGUGAAAAAGAACAAACAUAGAUUUAUGUAAAUUUUACUUUAUUAAGAAAAUAUAUAAUAUAUAUAACAACAAA
Messenger RNA from Armigeres subalbatus, 2232 nucleotides. RefSeq names its product zinc finger protein 236-like. The transcript has 6 exons. NCBI's taxonomy places the organism in Eukaryota, Metazoa, Arthropoda, Insecta, Diptera, Culicidae. Gene Ontology annotation, molecular function: DNA-binding transcription activator activity, RNA polymerase II-specific; RNA polymerase II cis-regulatory region sequence-specific DNA binding. Gene Ontology annotation, cellular component: nucleus. Gene Ontology annotation, biological process: regulation of transcription by RNA polymerase II. The record is from RefSeq and is a predicted model, not a curated record. Bases 86 to 2179 code for a protein of 697 amino acids.